Molecule: messenger RNA, 891 nt
Organism: Drosophila innubila
Lineage: Eukaryota; Metazoa; Arthropoda; Insecta; Diptera; Drosophilidae
Product: attacin-C
Exons: 2
Coding region: 44-721 (225 amino acids)
Biological process (GO): defense response to bacterium
Cellular component (GO): extracellular region
Source: RefSeq, a predicted model, not a curated record
CCAACGUCGAGAGUAAACAGUUCAAUACGAAUAAUUAUUGAAAAUGACUCAAACAGUUGCCAGUUUCAUCGUUGUCAGCAUUGCGCUGUUGGGCGUUUAUGCCACGGCAAUGCCACAGCCGGAGUAUUCCCAAGUGGUUCGUAUGCGUCGUCAGGCAUUGGGAGGAUCGAUUACCUCGAAUACUGCUGGCGGCGCUGAUGCCAAAGUCGCCUUAACCCAGGCGCUGGGCACACCCGAGAACAAUAUUAUUGCCCAGGCCUUUGCCACGGGCAAUACACAAUCUGGGCCUGCCACAAGUGGCGCCACUUUGGCCUUGAACAGUCAUGGAAAUGGCUUGGAAUUCGCCCAGAAACAUACACCGGGCGUAAUUGAUAGCUUCAAACAGACGGCAACGGCAAAUCUAUUUAACGAUGGCGUUCAUAAUAUCGAUGCCAAGGCAUUUGCCUCACAGAACCAGUUGGCCAAUGGAUUGAAAUUUGAUCGCAAUGGCGCUGGCUUGGACUAUGCCCACAUCAGUGGACAUGGUGCCAGCGUAACCCACAGCAACAUUCCCGGGUUAGGCAAACAGUUGGAACUGAGCGGCCUUGCCAAUCUCUGGCAGUCCCAAGAUCACAAUACCCGUGUGGAUCUGAGCAGCACGGCCUCCAAAUGGUUGAGCGGUCCUUUCAAUGGAAGAAGCGACUUUGGCGCCAAUAUCGGACUCAGCCAUUACUUUAACUAAUGUUCGCUUCGAAUUCGUAUUUAAGCCAAAGAAUUGUAAUUUAUUUGUAAUUUGAAGAGAUUCGAUUUAAAAUUUAUGUAAACUGUAAAGAACUUUCGAUUUUGGCUUAUUUGCCAAUUAUUUAUAUUAUAAUAAAUUAAAUUAAUAAAGUAAAAGAGAUUAAAACAUAA